Messenger RNA from Achroia grisella, 807 nucleotides. RefSeq names its product homeobox protein Hox-C5a. Gene Ontology annotation, molecular function: DNA binding; DNA-binding transcription factor activity, RNA polymerase II-specific. The coding region runs from base 1 to 807 and encodes 268 amino acids. Gene Ontology annotation, biological process: regulation of DNA-templated transcription; central nervous system development; neuron differentiation. Lineage: Eukaryota; Metazoa; Arthropoda; Insecta; Lepidoptera; Pyralidae. The record is from RefSeq and is a predicted model, not a curated record. The transcript is spliced from 4 exons.
AUGAUGGAUCAAAGGCAGAACAUUUAUCCGGCGAAUUUAACGGAUUUAUUAGCGGUUUCGGCGUAUCAACAGAAUUGCGACAGGCUGUCGGUGAAAGCCGACGGCGAAGACAAAUACAAUGCAGACAGUUUCGGGGACAGUGCAGAUCGUUAUGCCGACAGCGGUGAUCGUUUCGCCGACAGGUCGUCGUCACCAGCGUCGACUUUGGACGACGGGGAGUCAAGUCAAUCGGCAUUUGGUGUUGACUUGACAGGAAAGUCUACGAAUUUGGGAGGGAAAUCGUUCACAAUAGCCGCCAUAUUGGGUCUGACGAAUGCAGAAGAGGAUGUGAUGAAUUUAACGGUACAGGAACGGUUGCACCAAAAUCAGCGACAUCUACAGAAUUACCUAUACGCUGGUCAAGAUAUGCAGAGGUUUAAUGAUGGCUUCUGCAGAAGUAUGGUCGGUGUUUCAGCAGGUUUAAGACAAGACAGUCCGAGACAGGAGCUGAGGCCGCAGGUGGGGCAGCUGAAGCCUUCCAGGACUCACUCCAUGGCAUGUAGCAAUAGUUCAGGUAGAAGUAAAAGGAUACGCACGAUCUUCACGCCCGAGCAGCUGGAACGGCUGGAGGCGGAGUUCGAGCGUCAGCAGUACAUGGUGGGACCCGAGAGGCUGUACCUGGCACAUGCGCUGCAACUCACAGAGGCACAGGUGAAGGUGUGGUUUCAAAACCGACGGAUCAAGUGGCGCAAACACCAUCUGGAGGUGACACAGCAGAGGUUAGCUGUACUACAGCGGCACAGACCAGAGCGAGACGACGAUAUAUGA